CUCACCGUUCACAAAUAACAAGUACGACUAGUUUAUUUAAUACGGAGUAUGUUGCUACAUAUGUUGAAUUGUAUCAUCUCGUUUCUUCCUAGUUCUUACACUAGCCCAUUCUUUUUCAUCUUGUUUCUUGUCUACAUACACCCAUACUGUUCUUACAAUUAUAAUAUACUCAUUCUCCUCUAGGCCGUAAUACAUACUUCCAUUUCAUGCAUACUUGCUAAAAAUUUAUAGGAACCAUUAUUGUGUUUCAAAAACACUCCGCUCAUAUCAUUUUCUCCUCUUUUAUUAGUUGUCCAGAAUAUUUUUAAAGAAUAAUUAAGUGAUAAUUAUGUAUGGUGCUUUUAUUUUAUCAGAAUUGAUCGAAGAAAUCAUUCAUGCAAAGGUAUGUUAUCUAUAUAUAUUAUUUAAUACGAAGUAUAUAUGUAUAUGAUAGAAGAUAUUAUUUAAAAUUCAGAAUAAUUUUCUGGUUUGAGUACUAAAAGAAGAUAAUAGAUAUUAUUGUUAAUACCUGCAGGAGAUGAUGAUUUCUUGAAGUUUUUUAGCAAAUUCGUGCUGAUAACGUGUUGUGAAAUGAAGAAGAUCAAUACUAACUUUAUGAGAUAGAUAUAAAGAUGAAAACUAUGGAUAUUUUCCUCUUCUUAAUAUAAAGAUUUCUGAGUUUUUGAAUUACAUUACAAAGGUUUGAUCAAGCAAUAUUUAUACUAGCUGGGUUUGAUGAUGAAUCAUCAAAGACUACUUCUACAUAUUUUGCUGGCACUAUUAAACCUAGUCAUCUGUCUAUCUAUGAUUACAAGGAUGGAAAAUGGAUUAGUGUCCUGAUGACAAGGAUGAACAAUUCACACUUGUCAUUCUCAGGAUUUUAUAACAAAAACGACAUUUUUUAAUUCUCAUAGGUAAAUGAUUUUACCAAAAACGUGAAACUCUAUCCACAUUCCUAUACUAAAGUCUUGGCAGGUAUUGAGACAUUAAAUAGUUAGAUAUCGUAUAUACAUUAUUUGUACAUUAAACUGAUACAAAAAUGAUAUGAUUUGAAAUUAUUUUUUUAGAAAUUGCUCUAAAUAAGAUUGAAAUUUUGACAAAAUGUACAAAUAGGAUUGUUUGUAUUUUAUUCUUAAUAUAUGAUUUAUUUGAUCUUAUUAAAAUAUAAAUAUUUCUGGUGAAUAAGUCUCAUGUUUUAAGAAGAAAAUAAUAAUAGUCUUAUUUGACUUUAUCUGUGUUUCAGUCCUAUUUAAAGAACUUUCUUUAGUUUUCUCUGGAUCACCUAUCGAGUGAUAUAAAUCAGGGGUGGGAAAACAGGUAUAGAACCGUAGGUUGGGCCGGGUAAUACAUGUUAGGGCUGGGUUAGAGUCGGGUCCUGAUUUUAGAAAACCCAAACGGUUCGGGGCGGGGCGGGUCUUUAAAAACUUAGGAACCGCAUGAGUCUUAAAAUUUGAAAAAACAGGUACCUAGACUGAACUGUUUUAUAAGUAAGAGAAAAGGUGUUUUUGAAGAUACAACCCUAUAAGUUGCAAAGUCUGGCAAAAAGGAUUAAUCUGAAGUUGCGUCCAAGAUAUUAUGGUCCUUUUGAGAUCAUAGAGAAGCUCAAUUUAAUGGCAUUUAGGCUAAAACUAGCUGAGGGUGAUCCUGCAUUUCACAUUUCUUUACUAAGGAAAGGUUUAUCCCCUAAUACUCCAUGUGAGACUCUUCCCAAGUGCCUAAAUGAAAAAUGGGAGCUCCCGGUGAAGCCAGAAAAGGUGGUAGGUUCAAGGAUAAAUGCUGAGGAAAAACAGAAGUGUUGAUACAUUGGAAAGACUUAUUAGAAUUUGAAGAUUUGUGGGAAGCAUUACACAUGAUUCAGGAGCAGUUUCCAUGUUUCCAUCUUGGGAUAAGGUGGAUUUUCAGGGGGGGUAUUGAUAGGCAUGCGGAUGAAUUGUAUAAGAAUAAACAUACUAUUAAAUAUUUUAACAGUAUACUGCAGGAGAGGGAAGGAAUAAAACAGUUGAUUAGUUAACUGUUGAGAUUUGAUAUGAUUUCCUUCCUGAUUUUAGUAUUUACUGUACAGAUUGUAUCAAAUCAGGAAUUAAUUACUGAUUGAUGUGCAUAUGAUUCUUUCCUUGUAAUUAUUUGCCUUAUAAAUAAAGACUUGCUGAGAGUAGUUUCUCUUAAGCAAUUUCAUUCAAAUCAGUAAAUUCAAGUUGGUAUCAAAGCCUGAUCCUCACUUUCCCUAGUUGUCCCUGCAGCCAACCUUCAUCGAGACUGGUCUGCCGGCACUAGGAAUAGAAGUCCUAGUCAUUCCAGAUUGUUCCCAAGUCAGUAUACGUCAUGUCUCCUACAAGCAGCACGACUCCUGACUCUUCCAGGAGUCUUGUGUCCUUUGUCUUUUCUGGGAAUCCCCAAAUAACUUCUGAAAAACUUAACGGCAGAAACUACAUGGAUUGGCAAGUUUCUGUUGAAAUGUGGUUCUUAGGCCAAGGUUUGUCCGAACAUUUGACCAAAAGAGCCGAUGAGAUAACUGCAUCUGAAAGGGAAAAAUGGACUCAAGCCGACCAUCAAUUGGUUGCUAUUUUGUGGCAGUCCAUUGAUCCCAAACUGUUGAUCCACUUCCGCACAUACAAGACGUGUUAUGACAUAUGGAAGAAAGCUCGAAGUGUGUUUGCGAAUGAUGUCCAACGGAUUUAUGACGUUGUUCAUAGCCUUGCAACACUCCAAAUGUCCGACCAUGACCUUCCAUCAUAUGUGAAUAAGGCACAAUUCAUUGUUGAAGAGGUUAAGGUGAUGUUGAGCGAAACUGAUCUCCCUAAAGUGUUUGAUAAAAUUGAUAAAAUGUGUAUGGUGUUUGUUCUCCAUAGACUUCAUAGGGAUUUUGAUUCCGUGCGGAACCAGAUCCUAACGAAUCCAAACAUUCCCACUGCUGAAGACCUUAUCGGUCGACUGUUGAGAGUUCCUGCACCAAGUGGAAUUGAAAGUGUUGGUCCUCACGUUGAUUCAGAGUUCUCUGCUCUUGUCUCUCGUUCUAGCUAUGGCGGUCGUGGUCGUGGUCGUGAUAGAGGAGGACGUGGCACUGGUGGUCGACCUAAGUGUAGUCAUUGUCAGCGCAUGGGUCAUACCAAAGAUAAAUGUUAUGAAAUUAUUGGUUGGCCUGACAAGUUUGUUAAUGUAAUGCACUCCGAACCAGUGAAACCUGGGGCAGCAACUAAAAGUGCCCAGAAUGUUCUAUCAGAUGAUGAAUAUAAAGAGUAUCUACAACUUAAGGCAGCUCAGCAUUCCUCAGCAGCAAUCAACUUUACCGGUAACUCUACAGCUUGUCUUUCUCAAUCAGGACCCGCCAAAUCUUGGAUCAUAGAUUCUGGUGCCUCUGAUCACAUUGCCGGUAAUCCUUCUCUUUUCUCAAAGUUAUCUCAACCUAAAUCAGCGCACCAUGUCACCCUUGCUGAUGGUUCAAAAGUUAAAGCCAUUGGCGUUGGACAGGCCACACUUCAUCCUUCUUUGUCUCUUAAUUCUGUUCUUCUUAUCCCUGGUUGUCCUUUCAACUUGGUUUCUGUCAGUUAACUUACACGUCGUCAUAAUUGUGCUGUCACCUUUAUUGAUGACUCUUUUUCUAUACAGGACCGGAGUACGGGGCAGAUGAUUGGAGCAGGAUUUGAAUCUCAGGGUCUAUACUACUUUCAGACUUCCUCUUCAGUUGCUUGCACUGCUAUGGAGUCUCCUUCUUUGCUUCACCAACGUUUAGGUCAUCCUAGUCUCAAUAAACUGAGGAAAAUGGUACCUCAAGUUUCCAAUUUACAGUCCUUAGCCUGUGAGUCAUGUCAAAUUGGUAAACAUGUUAGAACCACUUUCCCAAAAAGUCAUAGUCAUGCAGAAUCUCCCUUCUAUCUUGUUCACUCAGAUGUUUGGGGUCCAAGUCGUGUCAGUUCUGUUUUAGGAUUUCGGUACUUUGUUAUCUUUGUUGAUGAUUUUUCAAGAUGUACGUGGCUUUAUUUAAUGAAAGAACGUUCAGAGUUAUUUGGCAUUUUCAAAAGUUUCUGCAAUGAAAUAAAAAAUCAGUUUGAUCAUACCAUUCGUGUUCUACGUAGUGAUAAUGCCAAGGAAUAUUUCUCAACAAAUUUCAAUGAAUAUAUGGCUACUCAAGGGAUAAUUCAUCAAUCCACAUGUCCCCACACGCCUCAACAAAAUGGGAUUGCCGAAAGAAAACAUCGUCAUAUCAUUGAAACAGCACGCACACUACUGGUUCAUGCCAAUGCCCCACUAAAAUUCUGGGGAGAUGCUGUUCUCACAGCUAUUCAUUUAAUCAAUCGAAUGCCAUCUUCUACAUUGGAUAACAAAGUACCACACUCUAUCUUGUUCCCAAAGGACCCCAUUUUCCUUGUUCCUCCCAAAGUCUUUGGUUGUACUUGUUUCGUACAGGAUCUUUCCCCUAGUCUUGACAAAUUAUCUCCACGAGCAAUCAAGUGCAUAUUCCUUGGCUACUCUAGAGUCCAAAAAGGGUACCGUUGUUAUUCACCUUCUACUCAUCGUUUCUAUACUUCUGCAGAUGUCAGUUUCUUUGAGGAUCAACCGUAUUUCACUCCACAAGUGGAAGUUGAAUCUGUCUCUCAGGUCUUACCCAUUCCUCAUCUUACUCCAUUGUCACCUCUCAGUCCUCCAUUGUCCUCUGCCAAACCACUCAUUACUUAUCAGCGUCGACCGCGGUCUGCACCUAAUGAGGAUGUCCCUAAUAGUGACCCUGCUGAUUCACCUCCAGCUCCAGCUCCUUUACCUACUCCGGACCAACAUGAGGCACCUGCUCAACCUGAUCUUCCAAUUGCAACCGGAAAAGGUAUACGUUCCACUCGGAACCCGCAUCCUAUUUAUAAUUGUCUAAGUUAUCAUCGUCUAUCUCCUUCCCAUUAUGCUUUUGUGUCUUCCAUCUCUUCUGUUUCCAUUCCUAAAACUGUCCAGGAAGCUCUUGCCCACCCAGGAUGGCGCCGAGCUAUGCUUGAUGAGAUGGCUGCGCUUGAAAUCAAUCGUACUUGGUCUCUUGUUCCCCUGCCCCAUGGUAAAUCUAUUGUUGGUUGCCGAUGGGUGUUUACAAUCAAAGUUGGUCCUGAUGGACAAGUUGACCGGCUGAAAGCACGUUUGGUUGCUAAGGGGUUUACUCAAGUGUUUGGCUUGGAUUAUGGUGACACUUUUUCUCCGGUUGCAAAGAUGGCUUCUGUACGUUUGUUCUUAUCUAUGGCAGCUAUGCGCAGCUGGCCCUUACAUCAGUUGGACAUAAAAAAUGCAUUUCUUCAUGGUAAUUUAAAAGAAGAAGUUUACAUGGAGCAACCACCUGGGUUUGUUGCUCAGGGGGAGUGUAGAUAUGUGUGUCGGUUGCAUAAGGCCUUGUAUGGUCUUAAACAGUCCCCACGAGCGUGGUUUGGCAGAUUCAGUACGGCUCUCAAACAGUUUGGGAUGAUUCAAUGCAAAGCAGACCACACCGUGUUUUAUAAAAGAUCUUUAUCUAAUCAAUCUACUUACCUUGUUGUUUAUGUUGAUGAUAUUGUAAUAACAGGGGAUUAUCAUGAUGGCAUACAGAAUCUUAAACUAUACUUGUCCCAGCAAUUUCAAACAAAAGAUUUGGGACGACUUCGUUACUUUCUUGGAAUUGAGGUAGCUCAAUCCAAAACAGGCAUUGCCAUAUCUCAAAGAAAAUAUGCUCUUGAUAUUUUGAAGGAAACCGGGAUGACAGAUUGUAAGCCGAUCGAUACUCCAAUUGAUCCAAAUGUUCGACUUUUUCCAGAUCAGGGAGAGCCUAUCUCUAAUCCUGAAAGAUAUCGACGACUUGUGGGGAAGUUAAAUUAUCUCACUAUGACCAGACCAGACAUCUCCUUUGCCGUGAGCGUGGUGAGUCAGUUCCUCAAUACGCCAUGUGAUAGUCAUUGGGAUGCAGUUGUUCGAAUCCUAAGAUACAUCAAAGGUUCACCUGGAAGAGGACUGGUUUAUGCGAACCGGGGUUGUGACAAUAUUACUGCAUAUUCAGAUGCGGAUUGGGCCGGCUGUCCAAAUGACAGGAGAUCAACUUCAGGGUACUGUGUUCUCAUUGGUGGAAACCUAAUCUCUUGGAAGAGCAAGAAACAGAGUGUUGUCGCUAGAUCAAGUGCCGAAGCAGAGUAUCGAGCCAUGGCUCUCACUACUUGCGAACUUAUAUGGCUGAAACAGUUAUUGUCCGAGUUAAAGUUUUGCAAACUGAAACCUAUGAAACUGAUCUGUGAUAAUCAGGCAGCUUUAUACAUCGCUUCUAACCCUGUUUUUCAUGAACGAACAAAACAUAUAGAAAUCGAUUGCCAUUUUAUUCGUGAAAAAGUCAUUUCUGGAGAAAUCUUCACAUCCUUUGUCAAAUCAAAUGAUCAGUUAGCUGAUUUUCUCACUAAGUCACUUCGAGGUCCGAGGAUAAGAUAUAUUUGUGACAAGCUUGAUGCAUAUGAUAUCUACGCACCAGCUUGAGGGGGAGUGUUGAGAUUUGAUAUGAUUUCCUUCCUGAUUUUAGUAUUUACUGUACAGAUUGUAUCAAAUCAGGAAUUAAUUACUGAUUGAUGUGCAUAUGAUUCUUUCCUUGUAAUUAUUUGCCUUAUAAAUAAAGACUUGCUGAGAGUAGUUUCUCUUAAGCAAUUUCAUUCAAA
Messenger RNA from Cuscuta europaea, 6617 nucleotides. The record is from the annotation of a GenBank genome assembly. Lineage: Eukaryota; Viridiplantae; Streptophyta; Magnoliopsida; Solanales; Convolvulaceae.